Messenger RNA from Mustela erminea (ermine), 6241 nucleotides. It is a transcript of the gene KEAP1, whose product is annotated as kelch like ECH associated protein 1. The transcript is spliced from 6 exons. Bases 417 to 2291 code for a protein of 624 amino acids. Gene Ontology annotation, molecular function: transcription factor binding. Lineage: Eukaryota; Metazoa; Chordata; Mammalia; Carnivora; Mustelidae. The record is from RefSeq and is a predicted model, not a curated record.
CGGCCUUGCGCCCUCGCCCACUCUUUGCCCAGGGGUGCCGGGCACCUGCGGGAAGGGCGGGGAAUCGCGGCUCCUUCCCCACCGCACCUCUCCGCCCUCUCCCCGCCUCCUUCCCGGCCGAUCGGAGGCCGCCCCCCCCCCGCCCCCGACGUCCAAGACCCCGCAGGCCUCGCCGCCCCAGGGCCAAGGUACCCCGACGGCUGACGCGCCGUAGCGAAAGUUAAGCGGGAGCCGCUCCCGGCCGGGACGCGGACCCUCGGGUUUCCCGGAAGCUCUGCGCGCGGGUGGCACCACUGUGCCCGGAGCCGCCUUGGUGCCCCGGGCAUCCCCACCCCGCGGCAAGAGCUAGAAGGCUACGCGGCGGCCGAGGCCUCUGAGUGCCAGUGGUGGUGUUGUCCCUUGUCACCUGGAACCCCAUGCAGCCGGAACCCAGGCCUAGCGGGGCUGGGGCCCGCACCCGAUUCCUUCCCCUGAGGUCACAGCGCCCUGAGGGGGCAGGGGACACGGUGAUGUACGCCUCCACCGAGUGCAAAGCCGAGGUGACGCCCUCCCAGCAUGGCAACCGCACCUUCAGCUACACGCUGGAGGACCACACCAAGCAGGCCUUCGGCAUUAUGAACGAGCUGCGGCUCAGCCAGCAGCUGUGUGAUGUCACACUGCAGGUCAAAUACGAGGACGCGCCAGCCGCCCAGUUCAUGGCUCACAAGGUGGUGCUGGCCUCAUCUAGCCCCGUCUUCAAGGCCAUGUUCACCAAUGGGCUACGGGAGCAGGGCAUGGAGGUGGUGUCCAUUGAGGGCAUCCACCCCAAGGUCAUGGAGCGCCUCAUUGAGUUUGCCUACACGGCCUCCAUCUCCAUGGGUGAGAAGUGCGUGCUCCACGUGAUGAACGGUGCCGUCAUGUACCAGAUCGACAGCGUCGUCCGCGCCUGCAGUGACUUCCUCGUGCAGCAGCUGGAUCCCAGCAACGCCAUUGGCAUUGCCAACUUCGCUGAACAGAUCGGCUGUGCCGAGCUGCACCAGCGCGCCCGCGAAUACAUCUAUAUGCACUUCGGAGAGGUGGCCAAGCAAGAGGAGUUCUUCAACCUGUCCCAUUGCCAGCUGGUGACACUCAUCAGCCGAGACGAUCUGAACGUGCGCUGCGAGUCCGAGGUCUUCCACGCCUGCAUCAACUGGGUCAAGUAUGACUGCGAGCAGCGGCGCUUCUACGUGCAGGCGCUGCUCCGUGCCGUGCGCUGCCACUCGCUCACACCCCACUUCCUGCAGAUGCAGCUGCAGAAGUGUGAGAUCUUGCAGUCGGACUCCCGCUGCAAGGACUACCUAGUCAAGAUCUUCCAGGAGCUCACCUUGCAUAAGCCCACGCAGGUGAUGCCCUGUCGGGCGCCCAAAGUCGGCCGGCUCAUCUACACCGCCGGCGGCUACUUCCGCCAGUCGCUCAGCUACCUGGAGGCCUACAACCCCAGUGACGGCACCUGGCUCCGACUGGCAGACCUGCAGGUGCCUCGUAGCGGCCUGGCCGGCUGCGUCGUGGGUGGGCUGCUGUAUGCUGUGGGUGGCCGGAACAACUCGCCCGACGGCAACACCGACUCCAAUGCCCUGGACUGCUAUAACCCCAUGACCAACCAGUGGUCGCCUUGUGCCCCCAUGAGUGUACCGCGCAAUCGGAUCGGGGUUGGGGUUAUCGAUGGCCACAUCUAUGCCGUUGGUGGCUCCCAUGGCUGCAUCCACCACAACAGUGUGGAGAGGUAUGAGCCAGAGCGGGACGAGUGGCACUUGGUGGCCCCAAUGCUGACUCGAAGGAUCGGGGUAGGGGUGGCUGUCCUCAACCGUUUGCUCUAUGCCGUCGGAGGCUUCGAUGGAACAAACCGCCUCAACUCAGCCGAGUGUUACUACCCAGAGAGAGAUGAGUGGCGAAUGAUCACACCCAUGAACACCAUCCGAAGUGGGGCAGGAGUCUGUGUCUUGCACAACUGCAUCUAUGCUGCGGGAGGCUACGAUGGUCAGGACCAGCUGAACAGCGUGGAGCGCUAUGACGUCGAGACAGAAACGUGGACUUUUGUAGCUCCCAUGAAGCAUCGGCGAAGCGCCCUGGGGAUUACUGUGCACCAGGGCAGGAUCUACGUUCUCGGAGGCUACGACGGUCACACGUUCCUGGACAGUGUGGAGUGUUACGACCCAGACACAGACACCUGGAGUGAGGUGACCCACAUGACAUCUGGCCGGAGCGGGGUGGGUGUUGCUGUCACCAUGGAGCCCUGCCGGAAGCAGAUCGACCAGCAGAACUGUACCUGUUGAGCCACUUGUGUUCUUGGGCAAAAAAAUGGUCUGAUUGAGAGUAUUGUUUUUGUACAAAAACAGGGACAAAAGAAAAGGCAGCAGUGCAAAUGCUUAUCCUCCAAGAUGGGAGGCUGAGAUGCCUCAGUGUUCAGAUGACAACUAGAAAGAAAAGAAGGCCACAGCAGAAACCCAUGAGCCUGUCAGAGUUGUCCCAGGAAUGUCCAAGAGAGCCUUCCUGGGAAGGGGGUCCAUGAAAGUCAGGCUCCCAGGAGAGAGGCCUCUGCACCCACUACUCUGAGAGUAGGCCUGGGUCCCAAACCAGCAGCUGCCACCUCCCUUUGGGGUGAAAACAGGUGCUGAGGUCAGGUGGGUUUUUUGUUCCUUGUGUCUUUGUGGUUGGUUCCUGGAGGCCUGGGAAGGAGCCAGCUGAGGCCUCUGGGGCGAGGCUCCUGUGGAGGUGUGGACCCCAGGGAUGGGCCUGUACAUAGAAACCACUGGAUAUCUCUGCCCUGGACAGUCAUUUUGUUGAUAAGUAACCCUAUAACUUUCCAAUGAAAAUAAAGAACAAACUAACUAGUGUCUUCCACCCGGGCUGUCAGCUGGAGAUCUCAAACCUGGGGACAGAAGGGACUCUUUGGAAAUGUACUCAAGUCCUUGAUUUUGAGUUUGAAUUUGAAACCAGUUCGUUAUCUCUGCCCAUGGCAUCUUGACAUGUAGGGCAUCUGUCUCCCCGUGGGCAAGCCACACAGGGCUCACUUUGUCACGUAGGGCUGCUUUGAAGACAAUGACCUAACUCCUUGACACCUCUCUUUUAGGUCUCCCUGGAGUUCUAUUUUCAGGCAAACCAUCCCCAACAUGCCUUUCAAAUCGGUGAAAAUCUAUCCGGUCAUUUUUAUGUGCUUCAGUUGCACAGACUGAGCCUUUUAUUUAGGUGCCAGGGUAUUAAAAGGACAAAAGGGGCUCUUGGGAAUUUUCUUAGGCAGAGGGCUCGCUGGAACCUGGUCUCUUCCGAACAAUCCCUGUGAAGGCAGUAUACGGCCUGGCUCUCUCCUUAAGGCAAUGAGCUAUUUGUACUGGGAGUGUGGAGCAAAGAGGAACGAAGUGUGGUCUCCGCUGUCAGGAAUGUCCCAGGCUCUCCCAAGGGGCUUAGCGAGGAGACGUUUGAUUCCUUCCUUUCCAGGGAAAACCUUAACCUCCCGUCUCACAGCUUCAUUCACUCAAGUCACCUGAAGGUUGUCUUGGUCGCGCCGCUUCCUUGGUCCUCUUCUAAGGUUUUAUUGGAACAAGAAAAUAAAUCUGCAUUGGGUGCAUUGAGUGGGUGGGGAAGGACUAAGAACUGAAAACAGUAUCUGGACAGCCUUUUAGCAUUUGCGGUUUUUUGCACAUUACUUGAUCCUCAAGAGUGCUGUGAGCUAGGAAGGCAAAGCCUGCGUUCUUUACAGAUCAGAGGUUCAGGGAAGUGACUUGCCCAAGGUCAUGUGGCCACAAAGUGGUAGGGUUUAGAUUCAACUCUAGUGGACACUAAGCAGCCACAGCGUGCGCUAACCCUGUGUAUGAGAAGGGACAGGAGGUCCUGUGGGAUCAGUGUGUCUAUCAGUGAAAGUUCCGGAAACAGCGAUCUAAUCUAGAGUCAAAAGGAAUUUGCAUGUAAUCCGGUUGCCAGAAGCCACACAGCCUAUCCCAGAGUGGUGUUUCCUUCUACAAGGGUUAGAACCCUGGUCUUGAGGUCAGGUUUCAACUGAUUCAGCAAAGCAAGGUGAACAGUUUCUUACCUGCAAAAAUGGUACUUGGACACCGACUGGGCAUGUAAACUUGCUGGACCAACAAAGGUGAGUAUCGACACUCCCUUUCUAACUCUGCAAAGACAGCUGUUGCGCUAGGUAUCAAAGGAGCUAGGGUCGUGAACAGGCCCCAGAUGAUCCCCGCCCUUGUGGAAAUUACAGCCUAGAAGAGGAGUAGGGUGACCAACUCGUCCUGGUUUUCCCCAGGACAGUCCCAGUUUGAACACUGAAAGGCUGGCAUCCCAGAACCCCUUAGCCUCCCAUCCCCCCACCCCGGGGUAAACUGGGGCACCUCCGCAGGGAAGCCAGAUGCUGAAGCAGUAUUACAACCGUGCUGAGUGACAGGCUGCUGCGGGUCAUGGUUAAGUUCCCAUUUGAAAGUCAAUGGCUCUGGAAGCUACAUGGGCAUAGGUGGCUGCCGACUGGAGUGUGUGGGAAAGGUGAAGCAGCUAUCGCAUUAGGCAGGUGAGAAGACACCAGUUCGGAUGAGGCUGUGGGAACAGAGGUCGAAUCCACAGUGAGGACUGAUGAGAUAAGGAGGGCAGAGAUUUCGGAAUGUUCCUGUGUGGCUUCAACCGUAAUCAGCAGCCAGGGGUAGAGAAGCUUUGAGGAGGCUGCAGGUAUAGAAGAGAAGUAACCAGGUUUGGGGAUGUGUCAGGUUUGAGGCCUCAAGGUAAAAUUGUUUUAGGAGGGUGUGAAGUCAUUUUUUCUAGCCUCCAGGCUUUAAUGCUUCCAACAAGUAGUUCUCAAAUGGCUGUUUUAUCAGACCUGAAGUGAGGUGUUCAGACACAGUGAGGAACAGGCAUGACACUCAGAGCUGGAAUUAAUGAUCACAAAAUACACAUGUAAUUAGGUUCAAAGGCAAGCCCUCUGAAGGCCAGGAACUUGACCUAGGUCAGAGGCUCUGAGAAACCAUUGUUGAGAUGGGGGUUUUCUCAUAGAAAUCCAAAGGAACUGAUAGUGUAAACUUGAUGAGGAAAGGAAGGGCAAGAUUCUGGAUGGAAGAAGCAUCACAUGCAAAGGUCCUGUGGCACUGGGAAGCAAUCUAGGUGAACUCUGAGAGGGAGGAGGAACAUGGUGUCAGAAGAGGCCCUGUGGGCCAUGCUCAUUUCUCUUUGUUAAAUACCUAAGUAUUACCUUUAAAAAAUUGAACAUUAUAGAUAAAGCUGAAAUCUUACUAUUUCUCCAUUCCAGCCCCCUCUCAACUUAAAACAAACUGCAGAAAUGUUCUAUGUAUUUCCUUACAAAAAUGGUAUAAUGUUGCCUGUAUAAUUCUGCAAUUUGCUUUUCCCCCUCAGACUUCUAGAUCUUUUUGUCUGUGACGUCACAUUCCUUUUGCCGGGUACUAUGUUCUGUUUUAUCUUUUCCAGUACCUACAAUGUUAGGUCUUUUCAUUUCUCAGAAUUACGGAUAAGGCUGAAAUGCCUCCUCUUAACCAUGUCUCCUUGGGCACAAAUGUGUGUAUUUCUCCAGGGGGAUACUAAGAGGUGGAACUUACUAGAUCUUAGGGUAAGCACAGCUUUCCUUAUAUCCUGCCAGAUUCCUCUCCAAAGUGGUUGUAACAAACCACAUUCUUACUGCUUCUAGGAGCUCUUUAUAGAUUUCACACAGUUGAAUUUAUCACUCUUCCUUGAUGUUUUGUCUCUUCUGUGUCAUAUUUGAGGACUUUUGCAUUUCCCGUGGCUUCCUACCCAUUUGUUAAGUUGUUGUCUCCUGCCCAUACAUUGUUUCUGCUUAAGGUAACCAGACUCGGUUUUUGUUGGUUCUGUUAAAACCAAGAAUCCUGACUAAUAGAGACACCAGAAAAUUUUUGUGCUGUUUUUCCUUCAGAUAUGAUUGUUUUGUUUUUGAACCAUUUUUAAAUCUAACAGGAAUUUGUUGGUAUAUAUAGUAUCGAGUAGGAAUUUAAUUUUUUGCAUGGAUAGCUAUCGCUGCUCAACCAUUUAUUUUUCAAACCAUUUCUUGACUAAUUAAUUCUUUAUCCAUAGUUCUUAAAUGCUAUCCCAAUCAUACACAGACUUCUCAUGUAUGUGUGGGACCUCUAUUCUGUUAUAUCAGAUUACUACUGUUUUACCUAACUAUCCAUUUUUGCAUCAAUUUCAUCAUUUAAAUUACUGAAGUUUUAUAACAUGUCUUAAUAUCAGAGUAAAUCCCUCUCCCUUUUCUAUUUUUUUUUAACAAAAAAAC